AUGGCGGGGCUCGGUGAGUUCGGCGCGCUCGUGCACGGCGCUGCGGACGGCGCGAGCUCGCCUUUCCACAUGCCCGCGCUGGCCGACGGGCUCGCGCUGCUGCCCGAGCGCCUCCUCAUGCCCGCGGAGCCGCUCUCGCGCAGCCCCACUACAGACCUCACGCACCUGAAGGGCAUCCUGCGCAGGCGGCAGCUCUACUGCAGGACGGGCUUCCACCUGGAGAUCCUGCCGGACGGCACGGUGCAGGGCACGAGACAGGACCACAGCCGCUUCGGUAUUUUGGAAUUCAUAAGCCUGGCAGUUGGAUUAAUCAGCAUCAGAGGAGUGGACAGUGGCCUCUACCUUGGGAUGAAUGACAAGGGGGAACUCUAUGGCUCUGAGAAGCUGACAGCUGAGUGCGUCUUCCGGGAGCAGUUUGAGGAGAACUGGUACAACACAUACUCCUCCAACCUCUACAAACAUGGAGAAAGGGGGGCACGCUAUUAUGUGGCCCUCAACAGGGACGGGACGCCACGGGACGGGACAAAAUCAAGGCGACAUCAAAAGUUCACACAUUUCCUUCCCAGGCCGGUGGACCCAGACAAAGUGCCUGAACUCUACAAAGAAGUGCUAGGCCACAGCUGAGACCAAUCAGCCUGGCUUUAGAAGAGGAAUAAGCCCAGUUCUUACCCUAUAGGAACGAGGGAACCGGAUGGUUGGCUUUUAGCACCAGUGCACGAGCCAGUGAGAGUACGGGCCAGUAGUGAUGCACUGAAGUGCUCAGUCCUGAUUGUCCUGAGUGCUGAGAGUUAAGUGGGUGUCCCAGUGAACGUGGGGCUAACAGAACCUUUUGAACGCUAGGCCUGUUGGUAAAAAGCAAGCAAAGAGAAGGUCCUGACCUCCUGACUUCAGUUCGAUUGCGGCUCUGCAUGACAAGAUUUAGAAAUUUUUGUGAUUCAGCUUACUGCUGACCUGCUUUGGAGAUAAAUGAGACUGGUUUAGAAAGACUUUCUGGAACUCUGUCAGGACUGCAACCUGUGCAGAACAGGACUCGUCAUCUUAUAGGAUAUUAUUUAUACAGUUCAUGCCACACAUAUUUAUUUGAUGUAUUUAUUUAUUUGAUAAUAUAUAUUUUCACACCUAAAUGUAGACCUAUCUAAAUAGAUAUCACAGUAGAAGGUGCCUUAAGCUAGUAAAAAAUCUGAUGUCCUCAUAUAAUGGAAGUGCAAAAUAUUACUCAUAUUGUUGCUACCAUUAAAAUUGCAAGACCAA
Colossoma macropomum (tambaqui) is the source of this 1251-nucleotide messenger RNA. RefSeq names its product fibroblast growth factor 20b (gene fgf20b). Gene Ontology annotation, molecular function: fibroblast growth factor receptor binding; growth factor activity. The transcript has 3 exons. Bases 1 to 624 code for a protein of 207 amino acids. Lineage: Eukaryota; Metazoa; Chordata; Actinopteri; Characiformes; Serrasalmidae. Gene Ontology annotation, cellular component: cytoplasm. The record is from RefSeq and is a predicted model, not a curated record. Gene Ontology annotation, biological process: fibroblast growth factor receptor signaling pathway; regulation of cell migration; animal organ morphogenesis.